GCCGCGAAGCUGGCCCGCAACGACUCGCCGGUGCCACCCAGGCGUCAGCUGUCCUCCUACAUCAGCGUCGAGCGGUGGGACGAGAGUGACGAGUGGCCGCUGGAGUGCUGGUGUGAUCUGCUCUGCGACGACCUGAUGUCGCCGCAGUGGGAGGUGCGCCACGGCGCCGUCACCGCGCUGCGCGAGACGCUCAAGGUGCACGGCUCCGGUGCCGGCCGGCAGCCGGGCCUCUCACAACAGCAGAUGGCCGAGCGGCAGCGCCUGCGCCUGGAGGACCUGGCGCUGCGCCUGGUGCGCCUGCUGGCGCUGGACCGGCUCGGGGACUACAUCGGCGACCAGGUGGUGGCGCCAGUGCGCGAGACGGCGGCGCAGGCGCUGGGCGCGGUGCUGCGCCUCCUGCCGCUGUCGUCGGUCUGGCAGCUGGCGGGCGUGCUGCUGGCGCUGCUCGACCGCACGGAACGGCUGCGCCGCCUCCUGCACGCCGUGCUGCAGGGACUGGACGACGCCUGUGACGACGUGUCGGCCGUGGCCGCCAACUGCCUGGUGUCGUCCUGUGACGAGCUGGUCGGCCUCUUCCCGGCCGCCACCGUGUCCGGCAUAGUGGCCACGCUCUGGGACUCGUUGACCGAGCUGGACGACCUGAUGACCUCGACGCCGGCCGUCAUGGAGCUGCUGGCCACACUCAGCUGCCAGGACGUGGUGGCCGACAGGACUUCGCUGCCGUCGCUGGUGCCCCGGCUGUGGCCGUUCCUGGGGCACACUUCGUCAAGCGUGCGGCGGUCGGCCGCCCUCACCCUCAGCCAGCUGGUCCACAGUCAGGACCUGGAGACGUGGUCGGCGGAGGUGAUUCAGAUGGCGCUGCGCCUCACCUUCCAGCGCGCCUUGCUGGAGGACCAAGCUGCCAUACUGGACCUGUUGGUCAAGGCGUGGGCCGGCCUGGUCAGCCGCACGUCGCUCGCCACGCUGCUGACGGCCACGUGUCCGCACAUCGCCUCCUGGCUGUGCAUCCUGAUGCAGCCCACCAAGAUGGCCAUCAGCCCGACCCGCCGGCCGUGCAGUCCGGGCGCUGUGGACCCGGCUGUGCCGAGCCAGUGUUACGUGGGCGGGCCGGCGGCGGCGACGGCCGGCGGUGCGGAGCGCGAGCGAGCCGCCAUGCGCGCCCGCCUCACCGGCGCCGCCCUGCUCGGCUCGCUCAGCCCCUACAUCGUGCAGCCCAUGCCCGGCGCCGUGUACCUGGUCGAGUCGCCCGUCAGCACGUAUGUGGCGCUGCUCUCCACCCAUCUGACCUCACUGUCUGCCAUGCAGCGCGCGGUGGUCGGCCACGUGAUCGCCGAGUGGGUCAAGGCGGCGCCCCGGUUCGAGUUUCCCGACUCGCUCGUGCAGCGUCUGCACGGCUGCCUGGCCGAGUCGGUCUGCUUCGACGAGACGGCCGUGGGAUUUUCGCGGCUGCAGCAGGACUGCCGCGACUACCUGAGCGCGCGCGUGCUGAGUUUCGAGCAGAUCCGCCAGUUGACCGGGCCGGUGUCGGCGGCGCUGCUCAACAGCAGCCGCCUGUCGGCCAAGGUGAUGGAGAAGCUGCAGGAGCGGCGGCUGAGCCUGCAGCGCUCGGGCGCGCAGGUGUGCGACGACCACACCGGCUGGUCCACCAGGACCCAGCUGGCUCUGGCACGGGCUGUGAUUCUGAUGAACCGGCUCACCGACAAGCUGAACCCGGUAGUGCGGCCCGUCAUGGAGAGCAUCAAACGCGAGACUGACCCCCAGCUGCAGGACCUUGCGGCCGACGGCGUGGUCCGCCUGCUGGAGCUGCACCGCCAGCGCCAGUCGGGGCCCGUCUCCAAGAUCAUCAGAAACCUCUGUGCCUUCAGCUGCUGUGAUCCUCUGAGUACGCCCUGCGUUCAGGAGCUGCGCUCGGACAGCAGGCCGGGCACGCCGUGCUCCCCGGACUGCCAGCCGGCUCAGCGUGAGGUGCCGCGGCAGGGUGUGUCUCGUGCUGACUUGACCCUCGCCAUGUCAGGCUCAGCGCGGUGCGCCACAUGGCCGCCCCGCUGCCUGGCCGCCCUGGCCCGGCUCGACCUGCACUGCGCCGCCACUUACCUCGUGGAGCACGUGCUGCCGCUGCUCGGCAGCGGCUCGAGCGUGGCCACGCGCCAGGGCGCCAUAGAAGCAGUCAGCUGCCUAGUCGACUCGCUCUGGAUGGACGCGCUGCCCUAUAUCGUUCUUCUCGUCGUGCCCGUGCUCGGUCGAAUGUCGGACCGGGACACGGCCGUGCGUCUGCUGGCGUCCCGCUCGUUCGCCGCCAUCAUCCAGCUGAUGCCGCUGGAGCCGGGCUGCGGCGGCGCCGAGGCCGUGCCGCCGCACCUGGCCGAGCUGAAGCGCGCCGAGCGCCGCUUCCUCGACCAGCUGAUGGACCCGGCCUGCAUCGACCAGGUGGCCGUGCCGGCGUCAGUGCGCGCGCAGCUACGGCCGUACCAGCGGCGCGGUGUCAGCUGGCUUGCCUUCCUCAACACGUACCAGUUGCACGGCGUGCUGUGCGACGACAUGGGUUUGGGCAAGUCGCUGCAGAGCCUCUGCAUGUUGGCGGUGGAUCAGGCCGCCCGACGCGAGCAGCUGCGGCGCGGCGGCGGCGGCGCCGAGGGUGCGCUGCUGCCCUCCCUCAUCGUGUGCCCGCCCACGCUCACCGGCCACUGGAUGUACGAGGUGGAGAAGUUCGUUGACCCGAGCGAGCUCAGCCCGCUGCACUACUUCGGCCUUCCGAACGAGCGGGUGCGCCUGCAGGCGCGGCUGCCGCAGCACAACCUGGUGAUCGUCUCCUACGACAUCGUCCGCAACGACCUGGACUUCUUCUCAGGCGUCAAGUGGAACUACUGCAUUCUGGAUGAGGGGCACAUUAUCAAGAACGGCAAGACCAAGGUGGCCCGCGCCAUCAAACAGCUGGAUGCCAUGCACCGGCUGAUCCUGACGGGCACGCCGCUGCAGAACUCUGUGCUGGAGCUGUGGUCGCUGUUCGACUUCCUGAUGCCUGGCUUCCUGGGCACGGAGAAGCAGUUCACGUCGCGCUACAGCCGGCCGAUCCUGCUGUCGCGCGACGCCAAGGCCAACUCGCGCGAGCAGGAGGCCGGAGCGCUGGCGAUGGAGGCGCUGCACCGCCAGGUGCUGCCCUUCCUGCUGCGCCGCCUGAAGGAGGACGUGCUGGACGACCUGCCGCCCAAGAUCACGCAAGACUAUUACUGCGAGCUGUCUGACGUGCAGAAGCGGCUGUACGAGGCGUUCACCUGCUCGCAGGCGCAGCUCUCGCUGGUGGAGGGUCUGGAGAGCGCUGAAACAGGCCGCAGCGAGCGCGCGCCGGCGCACGUGUUCCAGGCGCUGCAGUACCUGCGCAAGGUGUGCAACCACCCGAAACUGGUGCUGAGCGAGCAGCACCCGAGCCACACAGACGUCAAGGAGUGGCUGCGCGCGCACGACUCGACGCUGGACCACAUCCAGCAUUCGGCCAAACUGGUGGCGCUGCGCCAGCUACUGCUGGACCUGGGCAUCGGCGAGGAGGCGGGCGCGGCGCCGCUCGCCGUCGACGUGGUGCACCCGCACCGGGCUCUCAUCUUCUGCCAGCUCAAGUCGAUGCUGGAUAUUGUGGAGCGCGACCUGCUGCCGCACCUGCCGGGCGUGACGUACCUGCGGCUGGACGGCGCUGUGCCGGCGGGCGAGCGCCAGGGCCUGGUGCACCGCUUCAACACGGACCCGAGCAUCGACUGCCUGCUGCUGACCACGCAGGUGGGCGGGCUGGGCCUGAAUCUGGUUGGCGCCGACACCGUCAUCUUCGUCGAGCACGACUGGAACCCGAUGAAGGACCUUCAGGCGAUGGACCGCGCGCACCGCAUCGGCCAGCGGCGCGUGGUCAACGUUUACCGGCUGAUCACGCGCGGCACGCUCGAGCAGAAGAUUAUGGGCCUGCAGAAGUUCAAGCUCAUGACGGCCAACACUGUCAUCACCAGCGAGAACAGCAGCCUGCUCACCAUGGGAACCGACCAGCUGUUCGACCUGUUCACGCUGGAGGCGCACCGCAAGGAGGGCGGCGCGGCCGACGGGUCGCGCGCUCCCGAGGCACGGGGCAUCAAGGCCAUGCUCGAGUCGCUGCCCGAACUGUGGGAAGGAGAGCAGUACGAGCAGGAGUACGACCUGACCAGUUUCAUGAAGACCCUACGCUCGAAUGCGACGCCCUGACGCGGCCCGUUCACACGGCUGGCUGCCCUGGUCCGGGACCACGCGCGCUGUCACUGCAUGGGCCCGUUAUUCGGUGGUAUUCGGUGGAAUUCGUGGCCGUGGUUACCUAAUUGAGUCCCGAAUGACCCUGGGUUCAAAAGGUCUCGAAACGCACAUCCUUGCGUGCAGGGAGCUAAACUGCUGGCGUUACGUAAGCAGACCUACUCUGGACGACUUGGUCCGUUGCCGUUGCGCACUGUCCGCGUGAUCCU
Molecule: messenger RNA, 4469 nt
Organism: Pollicipes pollicipes
Lineage: Eukaryota; Metazoa; Arthropoda; Thecostraca; Pollicipedomorpha; Pollicipedidae
Product: TATA-binding protein-associated factor 172-like
Molecular function (GO): TBP-class protein binding; DNA binding; ATP binding
Source: RefSeq, a predicted model, not a curated record